This is a messenger RNA of Tilletiaria anomala UBC 951, 1970 nucleotides long. RefSeq lists its product as uncharacterized. The record is from RefSeq and is a predicted model, not a curated record. The transcript is spliced from 3 exons. NCBI's taxonomy places the organism in Eukaryota, Fungi, Basidiomycota, Exobasidiomycetes, Georgefischeriales, Tilletiariaceae. Bases 86 to 1795 code for a protein of 569 amino acids.
GGCAUUGAGGCCCAGUGCGCCGUGACGAGCGGGAAAGCACAGCAUUAGGAAGAUAUCUCCACUAUCAAUACUCCCUUUCUCGCUAAUGGAGGGCUAUAAUUUGGCCAGCCAGGGAGCACGCAGGGCACUCCCGCGGACAUGGGAAGACCUGUCCGAUCGCAGACCACUGCCGAUCCAUUUCGUACUUCUUCCAUCGCGGCGUGCGUGGGGCUCGCAGGGCCGGGCCAAUAGCAAAAUUGGUGCGCAACAACAGCAGCUUCUCACACCAGCAUGGGCAUGCUACAUUCCUGCUCGAAUAGAUGCUGCAUACUCAAGUGCACCGUCCACUCCACACAAGGAAGGCUCCCCAGACUCCAGAGGGACCACUAUAUUCCGCCUACUUGAUCCUGAGUUCCGAGAGCCCUUCGUAUCCUUCGGAGCCCUCUGCCAGGCAUCUGGGGAGACGGUAGUAGAAGGACUCGUAAAGUUCGCAGACGUACUCUGCCAGCCCGUUCAGAGUUUUGCCGCACAACAACACUACCCAGCUCCAAGGCAGAACGCUGCUAGUACCAGCGGCGCAAGCACGCCAAGGGUGCGGCGGCUCUCUUCCGGUGCUUCCCUUCUCGAUCUCUCGCUUGCUGGUCUGGAACCAUGCACCGAGUUAUGGAUACCACUGGCAGCGGCCCGUAGGGUAGCUUCUACAUAUGGUAUGCUCGAAAAGCUGGCAUUACUGCUAGGCUGGAACACCAGGCAUGCCUGGAGCUUGGACGAAGGCGAUGCAGGCGUCAUUCACAACUGGCGCCUUCAAUCAAGUCUUCUUCCACCGGCUACGUAUAGCCUCUCCUCGCUCCUGCUCACAGCUAUCUGUGGUCCAGCGCCGAUCCAGAUUCUUACCCGCGGUACUCAAGUGCGAACAUUGAUCAGUACAGAGGAGAGGGCUAGUUUGGUGCAAAGAUGGCGGCCUAUUGUUCCUGUUCGCAGCAGCUCCAACAAGGGCAUCUCUAUGAAUGAGCACGGGGACGUUCGAAUGAGCCUACCAGACGAUAAUCAACAAAUGCUCAUGCGCUGGAGCGUGCGCGCUCUUGACAAUCUGGGCGAUUGCGAAGAAAACCUGUCUUCUCUCCUCCAAUGGGAGCGUGGAAAGGCGCAAAUGGAUGCGAUGGUGAAGUCCAACUCAGUUCCGGGUACCACUGGGGACAUUCCGAGCGUAGCAGAGUCUCUGUUCGGCCGCACCAAUGUGCGACUCGCUCCGAACACCGCAUCUGUGUUGCUCCUUCUCCGAGAUUUGGCCCACCGUUUGCGUGGCGACGAGGAGCAUGUCCAGGAUGUCUCCCCGAAUAGUCUCUCAAUUUCUGAAGGGGCUAUCGUCUUGACCGAGCAAGAGCUGGCUUUGCUUGCUGGUGUAGCAAUUGGUGAGCUCGAGGCGUCUAAGGAGAAUGUCGCCCAAACGAUCCAGCAUGCUAGAAUGGACGUAUGCCGCGGUAAAGCAAGAGUGAUUCUCGUCCAUUACCUUUCAAUUCUGACGGAAUGGCAAAGUCGCAUCCCGGGGGAUGGGUUCCUGCAUCCUAGCCAACACCCGCAAGAGAGGGUUAAACACGCGGUACCGACUCCGAAUCGCAGCGGAAAUGACAAGGAUGAUAGCACUUCACUGUCCAGCGCUGCCUUUGAGAACCGCAUGGAACGAGUGGAGCGUUCGAUUCAGAGGAUCGAGUCUAUAUUGCAGUUAGUGGCGAGUAGGACAGAGCCGGAAAGGAACAGGUCCACCGUCGCUGCGACGAAAGGUGUACUUCUAAGCAUUCCGGCAGAGCCCAUCUAGUGGUCCUCAGGAAUGACAACCACAAUCAAAACGAAACCCCCAACAGCACCGAUGCACUUGAAAAUACCAGCCAGCCUUUACUGGAGAACCAUAGCUGCGCGCAGGAGGAAGGAGAAAGCAAUUCAAAUAUACCAAGCGCGGAAGGCAACAACCUACACAUCCAUGCAGUCAAUGA